AUCCUGACAACCUGUAACGUCUUCAUCCUUUUGGGUGUUUUGCAUUCGUUAUAGACGCCACUCUCUUUCGUCAUCUUAUAGUCAGUCGUUAUUGGCCCUCAUUACGUUUUGCCGUUGCGCGCCCGCCCGCCCCUUUUCCUUGUCCAUACUUGUACCCCAGUUCAGCCUCCAUUUGUUCUUGCUCUCCGGUCACGCGUGGAUUCCCCGUGAAAAGUAAUAUCGUCGAUUUCACCUUUUGGCCUCGUUUGUCGCUACGAUGCUUCGUCUCGCUACUCUUGCCGUUGCAGCUUUGACUGCUUCGGUAGUCUCUGCUGGCGCCAAAUGUGGUAGUGGCGCUCAGUGCCCAUCUUCCGCACCCUGCUGUUCUCAAUACGGCGAGUGUGGUACUGGCGCUUACUGCCUGGGCGGCUGCGACCCCGUCAACUCCUUCUCCUUGGACUCUUGCACUCCAGAGCCCAUCUGCCAGAGCAAGAACUUCAACUCCUUCGACAGCAUGGACGACCUGGCCAGCAACACAAAAUACCUUGGAAACUCUACCGAGUACGACUGGGUGUACAGUGGUACCCCAAUUGUCCACGAUGGAAACCUGGUCCUCACCAUGGGCAAUGGCAGUGUCGGUACAUUGGUAGCCUACAACCACUACAUCUGGUACGGAAAGGUCUCAGGAACCUUCAAGACUUCUCGUGAUGCCGGUGUUGUUACUGCUUUCAUCUUAUUGUCCGACGCGAAAGACGAGAUUGAUUAUGAAUUCAUUGGUGUGGACUUGCAGACUGCCCAGACCAACUACUACUUCCAGGGUAUUCCAGACUGGCACCACGGAGUUAAUGCUACAAUCGAUUCCAACUCUUUCGAGAACUUCCACACAUACGAGAUUGAUUGGACUCCGGACGCCGUGACCUGGUAUCUCGAUGGCAAGUCUGUUCGUGUGCUGAAGAGAGAAGAGACAUACAAUGAGACCACCCACCAGUACAUGUUCCCUCAGACCCCUGCUCGUCUCGAAUUGUCUCUCUGGCCUGGUGGUCUAGCAUCCAAUGCCCAGGGUGUCAUUGAGUGGGCUGGUGGUGAGAUUGACUGGAACAGUCAAGAUAUGCAGAAUCCUGGAUACUACUAUGCCAUCUUCAGCAACAUUAGCAUCACUUGCUACGACCCUCCUUCUUGGGCCCCUAGCGUCAAGGACGGCAAUGCCUACAUCUACAACAAUAUUGCGGCCACAAACAACACCGUCCAGAUUGUCAAGAACAACACUGUCUUGGCCAAUUUUGCCGACACUGGUCUCAAUAUGACCGCCAGCUUUUCUACCUCUACAGCCUCGGCAUCCCAAUCCAGCUCGACUAUCGCAGACAGUGUUCCUGGCCAAAAUGGCGGUGACGGAGCUCACUCAGGCGCCGGCUUCAACGGCACAUCGUCGUCGUCCUCAUCAUCGACAUCGGAAACGUCGUCUAGUGCGCCAACAUCCACUGGUUUCAGCCAAGGUGGAGGCUCCAACCCCAAGAGUGGCACAGUUUCUGUCAACGAAAACAUGCUCCAGAGUUCAAUCUUUGCUGUUCUCGUUGCAGUCGUCGCUUUGGUCGCUUUGUAAUUUAUCUAACACAUGGUUGAUGUAUAUUUAUCUAUACACGAGAAUUGUUUGUCGUGUUGUCUCCCAAUACCCGCCUUUCUGAACGCCAAAGCUUGACUUAUAUGGCAUAAUUUUCUGACCUUCUUUUACUCUUCGAUCUUCUUGACUUUCCCAUUUAUUGUCUACAAUGCCAUGCAUUUGUGAUACUGUAAAUAUUUCUAUGAUGAAUGUUAUUUGAUACUUCCAAUAAUUAUGCUUUGUUCUGCAAAGCGUUGGUCCCUCUACUGACAGUCUGGACACAAGUGGUUGGUUUGAUAAUAUGACGCAGGCGCUCACAAAUGUACUUUCUUUUUGGCUUUGAAUAAAAGAUACUGAGUCUCAACUUGGCAUGUGUGAGAUGGUUUAAUGAGAGGGCCGA
Messenger RNA from Talaromyces stipitatus ATCC 10500, 1976 nucleotides. Its product is annotated as cell wall glucanase (Utr2), putative. NCBI's taxonomy places the organism in Eukaryota, Fungi, Ascomycota, Eurotiomycetes, Eurotiales, Trichocomaceae. Gene Ontology annotation, molecular function: chitin binding; glycosyltransferase activity; hydrolase activity, hydrolyzing O-glycosyl compounds. The transcript has 3 exons. The coding region runs from base 257 to 1579 and encodes 440 amino acids. Gene Ontology annotation, biological process: carbohydrate metabolic process; fungal-type cell wall organization. Gene Ontology annotation, cellular component: fungal-type cell wall. The record is from RefSeq and is a predicted model, not a curated record.